Hirsutella rhossiliensis is the source of this 759-nucleotide messenger RNA. Its product is annotated as translin family domain-containing protein. Gene Ontology annotation, cellular component: cytoplasm; nucleus. The record is from RefSeq and is a predicted model, not a curated record. Gene Ontology annotation, molecular function: RNA binding; sequence-specific DNA binding; single-stranded DNA binding. NCBI's taxonomy places the organism in Eukaryota, Fungi, Ascomycota, Sordariomycetes, Hypocreales, Ophiocordycipitaceae. Gene Ontology annotation, biological process: RNA metabolic process. Bases 1 to 759 code for a protein of 252 amino acids. The transcript has 4 exons.
AUGUCCUCAGCCCCGCCCGCGCCGCUGCUGGACCCGUCCAUCUUCGCCUACCUCGAGGCCAAGGUGGACGAGGAGACGCAGGUGCGCGACGCCCUGGGCCAGAUUGUGCAGCGCCUGGACCGCGCCGUCGCCGCCGCCCAGGGCCUGCUGUCGCGCGUGCACUCGACGCCGCGCUCGCGCUAUGCAGAGCUCGUGGCCCAGGUCGAAAAGGCUGUGCGGGAUGAGGUGGCCGUCGUCAAGGAGCUCGACGGCCUGGCUUCCAAGCACGCGUACUACAAGUACAACUCCAAGUGGUCGCGCGCCGUGCAGAGCGCCAUGGGCACCGCCAUCUACUGCGCCUGGCUCGGCGGCUUCCCCUCGUCGGCGGCGGCACCAGGCCAGGUCGGCCGGCUGCUGACGCUGGAAGAGCUCGGGGCCAUCUUCUCCGCCCCCACCAACCUCAAGGAUCGUGACGCCUUCCACCUCACCAUCGAGGAGUACCUGCUCGCCCUCACCGACCUGACGCAGGACCUGUCGCGCCUCGCCACAAACGCCGUCACCCACGGCGACUUUGACCUGCCCAUGGUCAUCAGCGCCUUUGUCAAGGACCUCUUUGCCGGCUUCCAGCUGCUCAACCUCAAGAACGACAUUCUCCGCAAGCGCGCCGACGCCGUCAAGUACGACGUCAAGAGGGUCGAGGACGUCGUCUACGACCUCAGCCUCAGGGGCCUCGUUGCCAGGCCCAGCGCGGUCGAUACGGACAUGAAGACGGAGGAAUGA